UCUAGUCGAGCCCAUUGAGGCAUGCAACAUGCAUUUGCAUGCUUUGUCUGGUGGUGUCAUCAAACCAGAAGCAGAAGCAGAAGCAGUAGUUUUCUAUCCAUUCUAAUGUUCAACGGUGGGUGGGAUCCGCCGGGGGGAAGACGGAAGAUGUUUCAUCAAAACUUCUUCUUCCUUUUUUUUUUAAUUAUUAGAGUGUGAUACGUGUUGAAAUCGUAUGAGUGAAUGGAUCCCUUUUCUUGGCGGGAUUGAACCAGUUUUCUCCUUUCUUGGCGAGAAAAGACCUGGAGGUUUCUUUGCUAAAAUUCUCCUCCUCUAUUAUUCCAAUUACCCUCAUUUAAAUACAUCAAGGAUGAAACUUAAAAUCCUAUCAAGGUGGAACUAUCUUCCCUCCCUAACUACUGCCAAAUCGUGCUCCACUUAAUGGGGAAGAUUGGCUUAUUGACUCAACUACUAACUACUGUUCCUACACUAGUGGCAAGACUCUUUCAAUAUAACAAACUCAAUCCAUCCAAUCCCAGAAGCUACUCCUACGUCUACAACGGCAAGCUUGAUCUGUGAUGGGCUACUCAUAGUCAUGAUAACGAGAGUUGGGCCGGGACGUACGAGUAGAACGACGGAUGGACCGAACUAGAGCCCACCAAUUCGUGCCCCAUCAUUACCACCCCCUGAAAAAUGGCCUUGUCCUCAAGGCCGAACUUAAUGAAGCGAUCAUCAAAAUUGGACGCCAACUUGCAGAACAAUAUCAUUGAUGAAAUGUGACCGUCCAAAACCCGAUUCCAUCCUCGAACCAUAGCAGGCAGUUGGAUCGAUCCAUACGUCAACCCAGAUAGCUGAACGGACUUGCCCAUCACCCCUUUCAGCUCGUUGAUCCCUUUUAGCUCGUUCAUAUGUUCCUCAAACGACACCAUUCGCUUGCUCACAACCGUCACCCAUGACUGGCGCUUUCUAUACCGCUUCCAGUUUCUUCCCGAGGUCCUCUCUGCGAUCACCGUACCGUAGGGGGUCCUGUAGUUUGGUUUAUUGGAAUUUUCAGCUGAGGUUCAUCAACGCCGGUGGGAGCAAGAAAGAGUCGAUCUCCAUAAUAAACACAAUGACAGCUGUAUAAUCAGCCUCCUGCUUCCACUUGUAGUUCUUUCCGUCGAUGCCUUCAUAACAAUAGCCGUAAUCGAUGGUGCAAGCCAUGGCUUCUUUACUCUUUUGGGAUUCCAGUUUUCCUUUUUGAAGCGGAUUCUCAUCCCGCUUCUUUACGAUCGGAGCUGCUUGACCCUUUUUCCUUCUCUUCCACCAAUUUAGACAGUGGCCAUCAACACCAAACAUUCCUAGAUAAGUCUCACGUUUCUUUCUAAAUCUCCAAGGGUUUAUUUGACCCAAUAUUCUUCUGCCUCUAUUGUAAAUAACACAUUUGGUGGUUAUUCUGAUACCCAGUGAUAGGACGUACCCAUUUAUUUGUCGUGGGCGACCCUUAACCAACAAAGUUUGCAGCUUUCCCACAUGACGAUGCUUUACGUCGAGGCUUGGUGAAAAAGGAGCGGUUAUGGCUGCUGGUUCAAGUGGUGAUUCCAGCUCAAUGACAAUCGAUGGCAGGUCUGCUGUGUGCACAGGAGAUGCGAUCGGCGAACUCACUAAGUUUUCAAUCUGCGGUGGCAGUGGAGCAAUGUCAACAGCAACAACAGCGGUAGGCAUCGACAGUAGUGGAGCGAUGACCAGUGGUGCAACGAGACUUGGUUGUGGAGUGAUCUUCGCGGCUUCCAUGGCGGUGAGGGUUUUGAAUUGCAGCGGCAGUGGUUGGGGGACACUAGUCGGCGCGGCAAGAGGGAACGACGACAACGGCUGUACAGGCUUUGCGCCAACAGCAAAUUCUUACUCGUCCUCUACAAACUCGACUAGAGCUUCAGCUUGCGACGGUGGCGGUGCGGGUGCUACAGGUGGGAUGGCAAUCUCCGCCUUUUCAAUGGCGGCCAGGGUCUCAACUCCCAGCGGCGUUGGUGUUGUUGCUGACAUGUGUUUGUCAUAUGAAGCAAUCAUCUUGCCGCUGGUAGCGAUGACACUGUCUAGCAUUUGGAUUGCCUGAUUGAUGAGUUCCUCCCUUGACGGUCUCUCUGAGCUUAUCGUGAUCGGAACCCGGAUCAACGGCUCUGAUACCAAAUGAUACGUGUUGAAAUCGUAUGAGUGAAUGGAUCCCUUUUCUUGGCGGGAUUGAACCAGUUUUCUCCUUUCUUAGCGAGAAAAGACCAGGGGGUUUCUUUGCUAAAAUUCUCCUCCUCUAUUAUUCCAAUUACCCUCAUUUAAAUACAUCAAGGAUGAAACU
Messenger RNA from Linum trigynum, 2308 nucleotides. Lineage: Eukaryota; Viridiplantae; Streptophyta; Magnoliopsida; Malpighiales; Linaceae. The record is from the annotation of a GenBank genome assembly.